Brassica napus (rape) is the source of this 1999-nucleotide messenger RNA. RefSeq names its product 11S globulin seed storage protein 1. The transcript has 3 exons. The record is from RefSeq and is a predicted model, not a curated record. Lineage: Eukaryota; Viridiplantae; Streptophyta; Magnoliopsida; Brassicales; Brassicaceae. Bases 371 to 1807 code for a protein of 478 amino acids.
GUUGUUUUCUAGUGUCAUCCCCCUCUCCACUCCUUAGCAAAAUGACACAACUACCCCGUAAACUUUUUUGGCUUAAUUUAUCCAAAGAAUACAAUCACUACUAAGGAAAAUAGAGUUAUAUAUCUUCUGCCGUGUCCUGUUCUAAGAGUAUCAAUGAACAAAAACCCUCAUGAAAUCCCCAACUUUUAUAAUCAUCUCCAAAAAUCGAAAUUAAGAAAAGUAUUAUAGUUGCGCACAGACACACACACAUAUCCAAUUUAAUAAUUGGUGGAACAAAUAGUCCAGUCCCUUUGCAUUUAUGUCUAAGAAGAUGACAAAGUAGCACCUCCCGAUAUCCCCCUCUCCAAAACAAAUUACAUUAUUGCCCUUCAUGAAGCUAUUUGUAGCCUCUCCUCUACGCUACGCUCUCUCUCUCUCUCCCACUCUUGCUCGCUUAGCAAAAAGAACAAAAAAACAAAAAAUGUCGAAAGCCUUAGCAAAAGUCGGAACAGCCGCAAACGCGGUUUUCCGUACGAUAUCAAAAGCUUACAAGAACCCAAACACACAGGAUACGCUUGUGAACGCUUCUGUGGAACUCGGAACAUCCGCUGCGAAGACAGCCUUGGAGGGCGGGAGCAAGAAGACUCCGCCGUCACCGCCGUCGCCGCCAUCGUACAUGUACCUGAACACCAGUGCCAUGGUAGAGCAGCCUCAAGGCCGUUAUCCUUCUCAACCUCGACCCCUCUUUCCCUGCUUCUUCCCGAUGGUCUCUUCUCAGACACGUCGGACGUCGUUCGUACCCACCAACACGGAUCUGGAGCCCCAGUUUCCCGAGGAAGACUUCAGAGGAGAAGGUGGUAGUUCUUUUUCCUGGAAGAUGAACGGGUCAGAUGUGGGAGCUUCGAAGAUGGUCCUUCUCCCACGCGGGUUUCCCCAGCCUGUCUUCUCCAACGGGCCAAAAAUGGCGUUCGUUUUACAAGAUGCAGGUACGGGAACUGCCGGUAUUGUUGUGCCUAACGGCAACGGCGUCCUGAAUGAGAGAGUCGUCCGAAUCUCCGAAGCAGAUGUCAUAGCCGUUCCUUCAGGAGUUGUAACGUGGUGGUUCAACGACAACAGCGACACACACCUCGCCAUUGUCUUCCUCGGACAGCAACGCCUUGUCAAUUUCUACCUUGCCGGGCCAAGAGGAGUCUUCAAAGGCUUUUCUGCCGAGGUCGUGUGCACGUCGUUGCAGCUUGGUGAAGCAGUGGCAGCCCUCCUCGACUCUCAGACCACCCACGGCGGCAUCGUGAAGCUCGGUCCGGAGCUCAACAUGCCGCAGCCGAAUAUCAUCAACAGGGACGGUCUAGUCUUCAACUCCUUUACGGCGGUUCUAGGUGAGGGAGAUAGCAGCGGAGAUGCCUUUUUCUUGAACUCCACCAACCUCCCUCUGCUCAACGAGGUUGGUUCGGGAUCUUCGAUCAUUCAACUCGGCUCCGGAUGCAUAUACCCUCCAACAUACGCUUGUGCUACUAAAUUCCAGAUCAUCCUCGUGUUCUCGGGCUCUGGCAAUGUUGAAGUUGUUGGUCCUAAUGGCGACAGUAUCAUCAACGCAGCUGUCGAAAAAGGCCACCUAUUCAUUGUCCCUGACACUAGUGUGCUCUCGGCUACUGCAGGCCACAUUGGACUGGGUUGGCUCUCGAUCCUCAAUUCUCCAACACCACGUUUCCUUACUUUGGCCGGGAGAGGUUCUGUUCUCAAAAGUUUGUCUCAGGCCGUGGUUCAAGCUGCAUUUAACGUCACUACACCCAUGGAGAGGAAGAUACGUUUCCCCGGUCAAUCUCACUGAAUAGCAUCGGUCAUCUAUGGUGUUUAUGAGAUUUUCUCUGCUAAUCUUGUUUGAACCAUUAAGUUUCUUGUUUACAAAACUCGUAUCUUUCCUUCAUGAUGAUAUAUUUAUUUUUCUCUAUUAUGUAAAAGCAUUGCUUGCAGAGCAAACUUCUCAAAACCCUUAUUAAAGGCGACUUUAUUUUCCCCAAAA